This is a messenger RNA of Aspergillus glaucus CBS 516.65, 1080 nucleotides long. RefSeq lists its product as uncharacterized. Bases 1 to 1080 code for a protein of 359 amino acids. The record is from RefSeq and is a predicted model, not a curated record. The transcript has a single exon. Lineage: Eukaryota; Fungi; Ascomycota; Eurotiomycetes; Eurotiales; Aspergillaceae.
AUGACCGAUUUUCGAAUGCCGCAAUCUGUUCCAGCCCGGAAACCGGCUCCCCCGAUUCAUCAUGGAUACACCGCGUACCAGUCCUACGAACCUUUGCAUCCUUCGCAACAACAACCUCAGCAGCAGCAACUGUCGCCUCACCCGUCUGUCGGAUCAUCCAUGGCCAGCAACCGUAAUCGAAUGUCCUUUGCGCCUUCUACCUACAUGAACACCAGUCCGCAAUAUCCCGCCAGCCCAGCAUCCCAGCAUUCAAUGAACGGCCCGGCUCUAUACCCACCAUCUCGACGUAUGUCCACCGCUACGACCUCGACCAACUCGACCGGAAACCAACCCGUUUCCGCUGGCGCCACCACGGAUAUUCGUCGCAGCACCUCCGCUCGUUCAGCCAAUGCUCAGCUGGGCUAUGUCGCUCUCAUGCGGAGACAGAAGGCCACCGUCUGGUGUGACCGGUCGCAACCGGAAGAUCCGCGCAUGAGGGCACAGAAAAUGGCGGAAAAGAAGCGGGCGUACUUGGAAGUUCACGGCGCGGGCGCCGGACGCACGGGUACCCUAGGUAGCGGGAAAAACAAACACGGAAACAAGGGUGUCACGGACUUCUCUCCAUCAACCCUGGUCGGUGCGAGCGUGCCAGUGCGUCUCAGUGCCAACGAAGUCGGAGACGAUGCCGAGGAUGAUGCUCGCAGUGACACUGUCCCUGUCCAUCGCCGGACAGAUAGCGGCCGCAGCUCUCUGGGCAGUGCUCAUCGGUACACCAGUGGAUAUCAGCGACCGCCACCAGGUCCGCCAGGCAGUAGCCAUAACCAGACUCUCGAAGAGAAGGUUCCGGAACAACCGCCUCCAGCGGAGAACCCACCCGUGGAAAAUACCCACCCGGGCCACGAUGAUGAUGCCAAUAGCUUCAACGGAAGUGAGCCCGAGGAAUACUUUGGCACUGUGAAUGACAUGAAAGCACCCAGUGCUGCUAUGUCGGCUACAGAGCGAGCCAAGAGGGCCGAGGAAUUGAAACGUCGCGGCAGUGUCGACGAUCGUACAACGUCAAUGAGUGGUGUUCGUCUCUUUGUUGCGAACCCGGAUGAGUAA